This is a messenger RNA of Liolophura sinensis, 4205 nucleotides long. Its product is annotated as heparan sulfate glucosamine 3-O-sulfotransferase 6-like. The record is from RefSeq and is a predicted model, not a curated record. Gene Ontology annotation, molecular function: [heparan sulfate]-glucosamine 3-sulfotransferase activity. Bases 165 to 1643 code for a protein of 492 amino acids. NCBI's taxonomy places the organism in Eukaryota, Metazoa, Mollusca, Polyplacophora, Chitonida, Chitonidae. The transcript is spliced from 2 exons.
UGUGAGUGUAGGUUUGUUACUGUUUGUUUCCAAGGUUAAUCAUAGGAUGUUUUUCUUACUCUGUAGGUAAGGGACUGUGGAACAGUGGUGCGUGGAGAAGUGUGUGGCCGUGGAACGGGGAAGUCCUCGCGUGGUUGACAGCGUCUCCCAGUGGACGGGCGGUCAUGCAAUGGGAAUGUCAUUGGACAAGAGACCGGGGGCCAUUGACGAUUCUCACCACACAGGAGGCGCAAGAUGACCAGGUUGCAGAUAGUGGACUGCAAUAUAGCAUGAAUGGUUUUCGUUCACGAAGACGGGGAUCUCACCGCGUUGUUGCGGCCAUGCUCGCGUUCUGUGCCUUGAUUGUGUUUGUCGUCUACAGUCUGUCUCGAAAUACCUGUUGUCACCCUGUUGACUCUGACUCUUACCCAUUGUUUUACCUGCACUCAGGCAAGCCAGAUACGUACGAGGAUGGAGGCAACAUAAACAUGCAAUCAGCCUUGCAUAGAGAGAGGCCAUCUCCGGCUCAUGAUCGCGCUAAAGCAGAGACAUCCAACAAGUCCCUACGGAAACCUCUGCUUCACGACACAGGGCUGUGGGACUACGGUGAGGGAAUGACACGGCCAACAGGCCUGCCUUUCCAUGCCGAGCGACCCGCCGGAAAACUAUCCUACAACAACCGCGUUCUUAGCUCGUCAGGUAAACUGGUAGGUACAGGUCAAGCUCCGGAGGAGUCUUCCUACAACGACGACUCCAUUUACAUUGCGCAGGAGUCGCCUAAGGCGGACAAGAAUGCUGUUAUAGACAUAGACAAUCGUGAAAACAAUUCCAUAUACAGUGUGCCUGGAAACUCAAACAGUGAUACCAUAAUAAGAACUAGCGACAGUGCUACACGCAAACUACCUCAGUCCAUAAUCAUGGGUGUGAAGAAAGGCGGCACCCGAGCCUUGCUGGAGUUUAUACGACUGCACCCAGACGUCAGGGCCCCUGGGCCGGAGACUCACUUCUUUGACCGGCAUUAUCAUAGAGGAUUAGACUGGUAUAGGGACCAAAUGCCACCGACAAUAGACGGCCAGCUCACCAUGGAGAAGACGCCCAGUUACUUUGUGACCAAAGAGGUACCCCGCCGAAUCUUCAAUAUGUCAAAGGAUAUGAAGCUGAUCCUGGUAGUGAGAGACCCUGUAACCCGUGCAAUAUCAGACUACACGCAGACACUGACCAAAAAGCCUUGGAUAAAAACAUUCGAGCAGUUGGCUUUUCUAGACAAUGUGACGCGUGUUGUGGAUACAUCGUGGGGGGCUGUUAGGAUCGGUGUGUACGCCAAGCAUUUAGAACGCUGGCUCCGAUAUUUUCCUCUCAGCCAGAUGCACUUUGUAAGUGGGGAACGUUUGAUCACAGACCCCGCGGGAGAGAUGGCUAAGGUUCAAGACUUCCUCGGUUUGAAACGGAUCAUUACUGCAAAGCAUUUUUAUAUCAACGAAACCAAAGGCUUUCCUUGUUUAAAGAAGCCUGAGGGCAGUGGAAAUCCACACUGUUUGGGGAAAACUAAAGGUCGCCAGCAUCCCAAAGUUGGGGACCAUGUCCUCAAGCGGCUUCGAGACUUUUUCCGACCAUUUAAUGCCAAAUUUUACCAGAUGGUACAUCAGAAUUUUGGAUGGCCGUGACCCAAUUGUGUUGCCCUGGAGGAGAAAAGAUCAGGUUACACUCAGGUCCUUACAAGUGGAAUAGCCCGAUGGGACCUUCUAGUCAACGAAGGAACCGACCACAAGUGCUAACUUACGUGUGCUGUUUCUCUUUGUCGACUGAGGCUGCAUACGGCGCCGGUGUGUUUGACAGCCCCGGAUCUUCGAUGUGACUUUGUUUGCUAUUUAUAACGUGGAUAUUGAGAGUCUGGUAACAGCUUCAAACGACAACGAAGACAUGUUUGUCGGGAAACUUGAGAGGCGCAGCAAAGAGGCGGCAGUGCCAGGAACUCUUUGUGUUUUAUUGCUACCUCUCUAUCCACAGGCGUAUUGGGAUGGUAUAAUCAGGGGUUCUCUUAUAUGACCAGUAUUUCACAUUUCUUGAUUUUACUUGCCACCAUGACCAUUGAUAUUCCACUCGCCUACCUCUUUCGUUUAUCUUGCCCAAGUUUCCAUCAGUUACAAUACUCCUCCUAUGGGUUGGCCAUUAAAGCAGCUUUUUGAAACCUCUUGCUUUCCAACGAAUUCGAACAUCUGUCAAACAUACAAGGUCCAGGUUGUUGUCCUCAUGUUUAUGAACCAGAUUCUAUUAUCUGAACUACAUCCGUCCGAAUUUUGGCGACACCUGGAAUACACUAACAAAUGAUUAUAUCCACUUGAAUGGAUUUACAAUCAAAUCAGUUGUGUUUGUGACAUUCCAGAGCCUAAUUUAAAGACUCGUUCACAAAUGUUGUUUUAAUGCUUUAUAUACCUGAACUGAUAUUAACUGAUGUAUUGAUUGUUGGCUAAACUAAUUUCACGUUGUCAUAGUUAAAAUCGUGCAAGAUUUUUGUGUUACUAUGUGGUUGAGCGUUUUUGUAAUUAUGGGAGAAGGUGAUCUGCAGAGCUGGUCUCCGUAGUGCAUGUUUCCGGAUCACAUCUGUCUCCAGGAACUGUAUCAGUGUUCUAGAUGGGUUUUGUUCCCCAAGGCCUGUAUUAACUGCUAUCCCGGGAUCAUCACCGGGCCAAGCGAGGCACAAACAUUGGACCCAAUGUUAUGCAGGGAAAAUUAGAUACACAAUAUACAGACAAAUCAGGUCGAGUGGCUAAUGGCUAAGGGGGACGCUGGCUGAUUAAAAACACUUUUUUAAAAAAAUAAUCGGUGUAAUCUGUUCUCAUAGGGAUCCUAUCAGACAAAUCCAUAGAAAACUGAUACUUAUCCGUUCGUGGCCAGGUACAGUAGAUAAGUCAAUGGCUACGAAACACUGUCCAAAGUUGAUAAUUUAAAAGUUGUAAACAGUUACAAACUCGACAGUAUCUCUUUAUUGGGAAGGGAAAUCAAAACAAAUCUAAACACACAAGACCGGUACAUUUGGCUGUCUUGCAGCAAAAGCAUUAUGUGUAGGUUGUAUAUUUGUAAAGAGAUAAUUUAUCUCAAAAAUACUGUUUUUUUCGUUCCCUUCGGGAUGGUGUUUAUAUACUGUGAUAAGCUUGGAAUUGACUGUUGGUAAUGUCGCUUCAUGUGAGUUGUAUCACAUCUGAUUUUGGAUAGUUGGGUAAAUUCUCCAUUACGCAUUGUCAGAUGAAGUUGUACCUUUUGCAGUAGUACCUUAUGUAAGGUAAUCGUGAAUAGAGUUACAUCACAAGGUGCUAUAUAUUAAAAUAUGGGCGUAGACAUUGGAAAAGCACGCACUUUUUCGCAGGGUUUUUUUUUUGGAGCAUAUAUGUUCAUUAUACUUGUGUCUAGAACCAGCCUAUAUGUCUUACGCGCGGCAAAAUGAGUUACUUACUGUGUCUGUUCACUAAUUUAUUGUUAUGGUUCGGGAAAAGGGUACAUGGAAUGUUUGAGAGUAGAUGUUGCUGUUGUUGUAGAGUGUGUGAGUAUGGCUGAUGUUAGGUGAGUGUGGAUAUGGGGUUGAAUGUGACAGGUUGUGUGUUUCAAACGUCAGGUUUGGUGAGAGUCAGCACUGGCUGUAGAACACCCCACCCAUAGUAGAUCAGAUAUAUGUACUUGUCUGUGUUGGUGAACGUGUCAUGUGUGCGCACAAUCAAGUUACAUUAAUGUCGCAGUCUGACCGGUACAAGUAAUGUUAAGUUUUGGACAGAGUUUUUCUCGUGUUUGUGAUUGCCAGUCAUCGUUAAUUCUCCUCGGUAUAACAUAUUCCUCUUCGCGGUCCAUUUUAGCUACAGCUUGGCAAGAGGUAGAACAACAUCUGCUCAUGCCAAACAUCAUUGCCAGUAUAUCUGAGCAUCAAUUAGACGGUGAAGUUAAAAUGUAGCUGUUGUAUGACCCGAUCAACACAGUGUGUUGUAAAAUUCUUUCCACCGAGCGAGAUUCGUAAACAUGUUAAAAAGAAUUGCUUCAGCGAUAUAACAGUGCUGGCUGUUGGUUCAGAAGGUUUUUAUUGGGUGUACAAGACGAUUCGUCAACCAAGCUGGGCUUCAUUGUGUGUUUUGAAGAAAAUUAUUUUUGUGUCAACAGUCGUGCACGAAAGGUUAUUUGUUAAAAUUGAUGUACAUUUAUCAUUGUCAUUCUUUCAUCGUUUUCGCAAAAGAAAAUAAAAU